Molecule: messenger RNA, 1914 nt
Organism: Aspergillus japonicus CBS 114.51
Lineage: Eukaryota; Fungi; Ascomycota; Eurotiomycetes; Eurotiales; Aspergillaceae
Product: cytochrome P450
Exons: 4
Coding region: 210-1763 (517 amino acids)
Molecular function (GO): oxidoreductase activity, acting on paired donors, with incorporation or reduction of molecular oxygen; heme binding; monooxygenase activity
Source: RefSeq, a predicted model, not a curated record
UUUAAAUCCCACACCCUUCGGUCAACCCUCUAUCCAUUAUCUGUCAACACCACUGAUCAACACUUCAGUCCUUCAUUUUAUCUUCGAUUCUUGCAUGCUUCUUCUAUAAAAUUUUUAUCUCCUGAUCAGGGACAAUACCUGGAGUCUUCGCGAUUUCACUCUAUUACCCCGGAUUUUCGUCGCAUAUCCAAUCAGACCGGUCGGUCGUCAUGAUUGCCGACCUGCUCUCGCUGCAGGCCACCCCUUACCUUUUCCUGGGCUUGGUGGCCGUCUAUUAUCUUCUCCCCUACUUACAAGUCUGGCGUCUACGUGAUAUCCCUUCUCCUGGCUUCGCUGCCUUCUCCAACUUCUGGCUCCUCCUUCAAACCCGUCGCGGAUCUCGGUAUCUCGUUGUCGAUGAUGCCCACAAACGCCAUGGCAAACUCGUCCGCAUCGCGCCCCGCCAUGUCUCCAUCGCCGAUGACGACGCGAUCCAGGCUGUUUACGGUCAUGGAAAUGGUUUCUUGAAGGCGGACUUUUACGAUGCCUUUGUUUCCAUUCGUCGCGGUCUGUUCAACACCCGCGACCGUGCGGAGCACACCCGCAAGCGCAAGACCGUGUCGCACACCUUCAGUAUGAAGUCUAUCGGCCAGUUCGAGCAGUACAUUCACGGCAACAUUGAGCUUUUCGUUCAGAAGUGGACGAACAUGGCCAACACCCGGCGCGACCCCCGCACCGGCUACGCCAGUCUCGAUGCUCUCAACUGGUUCAACUAUCUGGCUUUCGAUAUUAUUGGAGAUCUUGCUUUCGGUGCUCCCUUUGGUAUGCUUGAGAAGGAGCAGGAUAUCGCUGAGAUGCGCAAGACCCCGGAUUCUCCUCCUUCCUAUGUCCAGGCUGUUGAGGUGCUCAACCGCCGUGGUGAAGUCUCCGCCACCCUCGGCUGUUACCCCGCGCUGAAGCCGUUUGCCAAGUACAUUCCCGACCGGUUCUUCAGGGAUGGUAUGGAAGCUAUUGAGAACUUGGCUGGUAUUGCUGUCGCUCGAGUCAACGAGCGUCUGCGUCCUGAGGUGAUGGCCAACAACACUCGUGUGGAUCUCCUUGCUCGUCUCAUGGAAGGAAAGGACGGGAAUGGUAACAAGCUUGGUCGUGAGGAGUUGACUGCCGAGGCCCUGACUCAGUUGAUUGCUGGUUCCGAUACUACCUCCAACACCUCCUGCGCUAUCCUAUACUGGUGCAUGCGCACCCCUGGUGUGAUUGAGAAGCUCCACAAGGUUCUCGAUGAGGCCAUUCCCAAGGAUAUUGAGGUGCCCACCCACGCCAUGGUCAAGGAGAUUCCUUACCUGCAAUGGGUCAUCUGGGAAACCAUGCGUAUCCACAGCACGUCGGCGAUGGGCCUUCCCCGUGAAAUUCCCGCUGGCAACCCUCCCGUCACUAUCUCCGGCCACACCUUCUACCCCGGGGACAUUGUCUCUGUGCCGAGCUACACCAUUCACCACUCCAAGGAGAUCUGGGGCCCUGACGCCGACGACUUUGUCCCCGAGCGUUGGGACCCUGCCCGUCUCACUGCCCGCCAGAAGGCCGCGUUCAUUCCCUUCAGCACCGGUCCCCGUGCCUGCGUUGGUCGCAACGUUGCUGAAAUGGAGUUGCUUGUUAUCUGUGGCACCGUCUUCCGCUUGUUCGAGUUCGAGAUGCAGCAGGAUGGACCCAUGGAGAGCCGCGAGGGCUUCCUACGUAAGCCUCUUGGGCUGCAGGUUGGCAUGAGAAGAAGACAGGUCGGCGCUUAGCUUGGUGUUAUAGGAUUGGGCCAGUGCGUUUGAGUUGGAUUUGACGAACCCGAAAUUGCAUGUUUGAAGGAAGGACGGAUGGCAUUUUGUAUAGAUGGAUGAUAUGAUGAGAUGACAAUCUAGCUAUGAGAUAGCUCUGCACAUAUAUAUG